AUGAACCACUUGUAUCACUUGGGACCACGAUGGGAGCGGGAGACGUCGGACACGACAGUCCGAGAGACGCCGAUGCGAGAAAAAUCAGCUUGGAAAGAACGCAGAGCGAUUUCUCCCAGGUCUGGCAACAGCGACACGCCCGUGGCAGAGAUGCGAACAUGCCAAACUGCAAAGAUCGAAAAACUUGCGGAGGAACGACGUCAGCUCAAGCAGAGUCGUCAGCACAACCAAUGCAGCCAGAAACGAGGGCGCCUUCGAAGUCGAGCGGCGACGAAGACGACAACUGCUCUGUUUGGUCUUCUUUAUGAGCUGGAGAGAUGA
Plasmopara halstedii is the source of this 321-nucleotide messenger RNA. RefSeq lists its product as uncharacterized. NCBI's taxonomy places the organism in Eukaryota, Oomycota, Peronosporomycetes, Peronosporales, Peronosporaceae. The record is from RefSeq and is a predicted model, not a curated record. The transcript has a single exon. Bases 1 to 321 code for a protein of 106 amino acids.